Molecule: messenger RNA, 2658 nt
Organism: Oryzias latipes (Japanese medaka)
Lineage: Eukaryota; Metazoa; Chordata; Actinopteri; Beloniformes; Adrianichthyidae
Product: protein c-Fos
Biological process (GO): regulation of transcription by RNA polymerase II
Cellular component (GO): nucleus
Molecular function (GO): DNA-binding transcription factor activity, RNA polymerase II-specific; RNA polymerase II cis-regulatory region sequence-specific DNA binding
Source: RefSeq, a predicted model, not a curated record
GGGCCCCUCUCUUCUAUGUGAGGUAAUAGGGCCUGAAUAGAUCCAAGAAUUGACGGAGCUGGACGAAGAUGUACGGAAAGACCCGAAUCCCCUCAUCUAACAUGCAUGUAUUAUAUGAUCUGUUUAAGCUCUGCCCUCAAAAGCAGUUGCUCGGUCAAGUGCGCGCGCGCUCCUGUCUGCCUUGUGCACUUUUCAGUUUCUGUUCUGUUGGGUCCAAACGUCCAUCCGCGCGCUCUCUCUGCGCCGCAGCGCGCGCCUCCUCUACCCCCGGAAGAACCAUAUAUGGACCGGCUGGUCCAUUCUGGGAUUGGCUGCUUCUCCGCAGCUCCUGCUCUGUUGCUGGAGGUCUAUUCUUAGAUGAAAUGUGAGAAGUAAUUGCUUUGCAGGUUAUAAAUAAUCAAACAGUGCCUGAAGCGUUGCCACUCCAAUCCGGAGCAGUCUGACACCAAAUCUGCAAAUAAAGCUGGAAAAUCAUCUCUGAUUUCCCACUACAAGUCCAUUUAAGUAUUUGAAGAUUUAUCCAAAUCUGAUUUUCACAAACGGCUGAUGUGAGCUGUAAUGAGGUCGUUGUGAUGAUGGAAAUGAUGCGAUGCAGAUGCUGCAUGCAAGAAAUGACGUAGUUCAUUCAUGGUGGGGGGCUUCUUCUGCAUAAAAGAGGGGGAAGGGGUAUAUUUAUUCAGAUAUUUGCGCUUUUUCUAAAGGAUAAAAAACAGAAAGAGGAUUCAAAUGAGCUGUUGGUCAAGUUUAGAUACCCGGGGAUGACACUGAUGGACACCUGAAAGCUUAAAACGCACGCGAGCCUCUGCGCCCGGCCACUCCGUCUCUCUGUGAAAUGGUUCAGUCUCAGCACAUAGAUUUCAUUCAUAAAAUUCCAGCUCACUAUAAAAGGCGGGCCUCCUCACACUCAUACCAUUUAUGAAGUGGGUAAAUGGAGUAAAAGGAGGCGUUCGGGGAGCAUUUUUCUGCCGCGGGUAAAUGAACGGUGCUGGGUUUUUUGGGCAAUGAUCUCUGAGGAAAAGAUGCAUCCAGACUCUAGCUCUGAGCUCCAGCCAUCCUCCAGCUGCAGCGCGACAUCUCCAGGCGGGGACAGCCCCGGGAGCAGACAGCAUCCUCCUGACUCGCUUUCAUCAUCAGUGGACCAGGACAGUGAUCUGAGCGCAGGAGCCGCCUUUGUUCCGACCGUGACUGCAGUCUCCACGUCCCCAGAGCUGGAGCGGAUGGUGCAGCCGACAGCCAUCACGUCUGCAGCUUUAAAAAACAAAGCCCAGGGUGCAAAGCAGACCCCCGCAGGCUCCAAGAAGGCGAAGCCUUAUAGCAGGAAGGGGCAAAGGGAGCAGCCCUCCAAAGAGGAGGAGGAGAGGAGAAGGAUCAGGAGGGAGAGGAAUAAGAUUGCUGCAGCAAAGUGUCGCAACAGACGGAGGGAGCUGAUAGACACCCUUCAAGCUGAAACUGAUUCUCUGGAAGAAGAGAAGUCUGCCCUGGAAGGGGAGAUAGCCAGCCUGCUGAAGGAGAAGGAGAGGCUGGAGCAAGUCCUAGCCUCCCACAAUCCAACCUGCAGGCUACCUGGAGAUGCCAGUAUGGAGGAGGAUGCUGUUGACUCAAUAAUGCAGGAUCCUCCAGCGUCGCCCCACCUGCUGUCCAUCCUGGAGAAACCCCCAGAGAGCAGCACAGACGUCCCCACAGCUCCAGACAUGGCCAGUGCUUCCUGCAUCCCCGCUGCAGCCAUUCUGGGCAACUCCAACAUCCUGCUCUGCUCCAGUGCAGAAGAGGACGACCUGGAGGACUUGACAGGAGAAGACCUGGACAACUUGGUGCCCAGCCUGGAGAUGGCAGUGACCUCUGAGACAGCUGUGUCUGUCCCUGACAUUGACCUGAGCGGCCCCUUCAGCCUCCCAGACUGGGAGACGCUUUACAAAUCGGUGGCAAACGACCUUGAGUCUUUCAGCCCGUCAGUCGUGUCUUCCAGUCCUUCUUGUAGCAGUUAUCGCACAGUGUUCUCCUUUAAUUACUCUGAGAUUGAAUCCUUGGCUGGCGGCUGCGACAGCGUCAAAGGCGGCCUGGCUGCGUCUGAAUUAAUCAAAGAUAGUCUCAACUCUCCAACACUCCUGGCCUUGUGAACAGACAGAGGCAUAUGCAACAGUUUCUUGUAUUUUAAACAGCCAACAAGCUAUACAUUCUCUCUCAAAUAACCUUUUCUGGUGAUGUGUUGUACACCCAAAGCUUCAGAGGCUGUGCUGAUGUGUUUCCAGCUGAAUUCUUCCAUAUUGUUGUUCUGAGAUGAGACUUUGUGCCAAAUGCAUGCAAAUACCUACUCUAUUUAAGAUUGUGUUCUUAAAAAGAAAUUAACCAGUGGUGUGAAGUUAUAAUAUGUGUGUAACACUGUUGUAGAAGGUUCUAGUGUAGCAGCAUAGGUGUUACAUCUGGCUGUGAGCUGUCUCCUGACUUGACUUGACAUUUAUUUUCGAAUUUUGCCAUGAAAAAAAACCCCACAUGUCCUGUAUUUUCUCAAGAUGUAUGUAUUUUUGACAUAGUUUAUUUUUUUACCUCUAUCAAAAAUGAUGCAGGUGCCAAAAAAAUGCUGGAAAUAAACUAUCUGUAAGCUUUUCUUGUCGUCAUCCUCUCAGGAAGACAAAAUAAAAGAGCCACGCAGCAGCUGGA